AUGAAGUUCCGACAGACCCGAGUUUGUCACAACUGCCGGAGGCAUAAACUUGGUUGUGACGGCAAACGUCCGGGCUGCACUCAAUGCGUCCACACAGGACGCCAAUGUGAAGGAUACCCCGGCCUUCUCUUCGUACAAUCCUCUUUGACUGCUCAGAGUCACUCUUCUUCAAAACCUCGACAAAAAGGCCGGGCAAGAGUUAGGCGGGAGCCACAAGACCAUAAGCCGGCUAUCACUCAGGGUACAUCGCCCAUAGCAUCAUCUCCGCCGCAGUUCUCGGGCUCGAUCAAGGCCCAGUCUCCUCCAUGUCCCGCUUCAUACGAUGACUGUUUUCGACCUCAAAAUUGCGGCGAGCUCUAUCUGUUAUGUCGGCCCCUGCCUGACACAUUACAAGACACUAUAUCACUGGUUGUUCGAAGCUAUGUCCCCAUGAUUGAACUGCCCUCCGGCCUUCGAUCAAUAAUUUCCCAGUCGACGCUGGUUUGCGGUGCUUGGGUCGAAGCCCUUCCAGAUUUAACUCGUGGAAGUGGAAGCCAUAUUGACGAGUGUCUAGAAUAUGCCAUAAAAUCCCUAGCACUAUCUAUAACCGCCAAUAGAACGAGCAAACCUCUUCUCACACCCCUAUCUAAGCACUACGGCAAAAGCCUCGGCCUGCUUCGCCGAGCUCUCAAUUUGCCAAGUGAUUCCCACCAGAACGAAAAAAUAGCGACGAUGAUGUGUCUCGCAUUGUCCGAGGCUCUGUCCCCGGUGGCCCCAAACAGCUGGUUCAUACAUCUACGUGCCAUCAGUGAGGUAAUGCAAUCAUGCAAGCCUGAGGCCUUCAGUGUUGGUAUACCACACAAACUGUUUACCGGCAUUAGGCCACUACUGAUUCUAGAAGCCAUGGCGAGUGAGAAAGCUACCUUUCUGGCUUCAGACGAAUGGAAAACGAUGCCGUUUCAACACAACGGACCUUCCUCGAUGCAAGGUUUUCUCAGCCAGGCAGCCAUUAUCCCUGAAAUAAUGCAAAAGGCAGAUCGCUUAAACAUUGGAACACUUGAAAAGGACGGAAUACAAAGACUUAUCGAGCUAUCAGACAUGGCUACACAGCUUGAGGCGUCAGCCAUCACAUUUGAGAUUGAGCCCAACGCUCCAGCGUAUUGGCCUUCCUCACAAAGAUCCAAGGCUGCUGGAAAUGGCUACCCACACCUUCGUUUUUCAGAUCUCAACGCUGCCAACGCUUUCACCCAUCUAUGGGCGUUCGAGAUCGUCUGCCUUUCUAAGAUAAAUGAUUUGCAAACUGCAUUUCCACGCUUAGGCGAUAUAGGACAUUCCUUCUAUGAUGAUGAUAUCUUGAGAGAACCAAAUAUGCGUCGCCAACGGUGUGUCGAUCUUGCCAUCAGCAUAUGCCAAAGCAUGAAGUAUAUGACGAGAAACGAAUGGAUGAUGUACGGGCCAUCGUGUGCGGCUUUUCCAGUCCGUAUGGCCUUCGAUGUGCUUGAAAUGGAUGAUAAGGGGAGAGAGAUUCUAUACAAUUUGAGUCAAUCGGCCUUGAAAGACAUAGAUCACCGUUUUCUCCCUUUAAUAGGCACUCGAGUCAAAUAG
Molecule: messenger RNA, 1584 nt
Organism: Clonostachys rhizophaga
Lineage: Eukaryota; Fungi; Ascomycota; Sordariomycetes; Hypocreales; Bionectriaceae
Source: the annotation of a GenBank genome assembly